Molecule: messenger RNA, 1350 nt
Organism: Klebsormidium nitens
Lineage: Eukaryota; Viridiplantae; Streptophyta; Klebsormidiophyceae; Klebsormidiales; Klebsormidiaceae
Source: the annotation of a GenBank genome assembly
AUGUGCACCGACCGUGGGACCCGUGGGGCUGCCUGCGGGGGUGGCAACUUUCCAACUUCCAGUAGUGCGCAGCUGCUCAUCUAUCCUAUACUACCAAAAUGGGACCAGAUGAAGAGUCCUACAGGCUUCUUUGGAGCUUUGGGCGAGCCCGUGGCAAAGCUUCAAGAGCAGCAGCGCAAGCGCACAACGCGCGGGCGUCGACCUCCGGUCGUGGUAGAGGAGCGAUACUUCGCCAUGGCUUCCACGAGCAAUGCUUUGCGUUGGUGGGUGGCCGCGCUUCUGCUGAUCCUAGCGGUCGGCCCAGGAGCGGUGCGGGCAAACCUGUGCUGCGUGGCAGGAGAAUGUACCUGCAGUGACGAUUUCUGCGCGAGCAACGUCGACGUGGCGGUCUACACGUCUUCCCUGUCGGAGUGCCAGGCGUACCUUGAAACUCCUCAAGACACCAGGGCCGAUGCAUGCUCGCAGACGCUGGACGAAGGAUGGCAGGAAUACGGGGACGAGAUUCAAGCUGGCGCGGCGCAACUUUGCACGAAGCUGGUCUCCAAAUUUGCACCUAAAUACGUGGGGAUCCUGAACUCGGUGAUCCAGCUUGCCACGGGAGAAAACCUGGUCAAGGAGGCGUGUCACGAGAUGGUCAACCUGAUUCUGAGCAACGACAACGUCGCGGCCGCGGAGGCGACCGCGUGCGCCGCGAUCGGCGCGGCCGGCGGCGGGGUCAGCGCGAGCGGCUGCUUCACGGCCGACGCGCGCGUGCUGACGGACUUUGAGGGGACGACGCGCAGAAUGGCGGAGCUGGCCAUUGGCGAUACAGUCAUUGCAGUAGACGCUUCGACGGGGGCGCUCAUGCGCGAACGAAUCUUCUUCUUCUCCCACAAAGCACUGGAAGAACAGGCCAAGUUCGUGACCCUGGAGACUUCCACCGGCCACAAUCUGACGCUUACCCCCGACCACUACAUUUUCGCGGCCGCCAAGGCGGCCUCCGAUUCGGUUCUUGACGCCCAACCCUUCGCAACGCGCGCGCAGAUCGUGCGCGCCUCCGAUGUCCAGGUGGCCGACACGGUCUGGGUUUUGCCUGGCGCAAUGGGCGGAGAGUCCGUUUCCGCCCGCGGACUCGUUCCGGUCACUGUCAUCCGGACCUCUCGCAGCCUCCAGACCGGCCUCUACAACCCCAAAACCCUGAGCGGCGGCAUCCUAGCCAAUGGCGUCGCGGCUUUGCAGUUCACGCGCGCGCUCCCUCCGAGCGUGCUCGCGCACAAGCUGGCGACCUUCCCUGCGCUCGUCGCUUCCGGCGUUCUGCCCAAUUCCGUGGCGGAGCGCCUGAAUGCUGCGUGGCUGAACAACGUGCAAUGA